AUGUCUUACAGAAAAAGUAAUAGAGAAGUUAAACCUCCAAAAAGGUAUACCCCUGAUCAGAAUGAAAAUCAUGAUACAGACAAAUUAUCAAAGAAUGUUUCUGAGAAUGGAAACAAUGACACUCAAGGAGUAGCAUUGAGACAACCCAGCAUUACUUCUAGUAGUUCAAGGAAAACAAAAAGUAAAUCAGCAACAUCAAGCAGCAGGAGACAAAUGGAAAUAGAACUUGAAAAGUUGGAGGAAAUACAAAAACUGGAACGAGAAAAUGAAGAAAAGGAGCUGGAAAGACAAAGACUGAUGGAGGAGAAGGAAAUGGAGCGACAACGGAUGGAGAAGGAAAUGGAGCGACAACGGAUGGAGAAGGAAAUGGAGCGACAACGGCUGAGAGACGAGAGGGAACUAGAGCGACGUAAACAAAUGCUGGAAAUAAGGGCUUCUAUGAAAUCACUAUCGGCAAAUGGUAGUCAAGUCUGCGGAUCUGAGGUAAGCAUAAGUCAAAGCUUAAUAUCUCAGAGAGAGGAGAGAGAAUCUGAGAGUAAAGUCGUAAAGUGGCUGAAUGAUAAUGAACCGACAGUUCAUCAGUGUUCAUCAACCGCUAUGACCACGGCUGCACAAUUACUAGCAGAUUCAGUCAAAAAAGUUAUUCAACCAACCUCUCUUUGCCGCCAACAACUACCAAACUUUAGUGGUAGACCAGAUGAGUGGCCUAUGUUCUUUUCUGCAUUUGAAAAUACGGUAAAAUUGUAUUCUGAUGAUGACAAUCUAGCUAGACUUAGAAACUGUCUUGAAGGCGAAGCCUUCAAAAUGGUGAAACCUCUUUUUGUUUCCAGUAAAAACUUGCAUGCCAUAAUUAAAACGUUACAGAUGCGUUUCGGUAAGCCCGAGUUUAUCAUUGAGUCUAUGAUGAACCAAUCUAGAAUGCUAGCCCCUGUAACUGAAGAUGAUAUUGUUGGCCUCAUUGAGUUUUCUACAACCAUUCUUAACUUUACCUCGACAGCUGAGUCUCUUCAUAUGGAGUACUACAUGAGAAACCCCCAACUACUCAGUGAACUGUUAGGAAAAUUGCCUUAUCAAAUGAAGUACCAUUGGGCUCAACAUGUGAGCAGUAUGUGUUUAACUAGACCUAGCCUAAGUGAUUUUUCAGAUUGGUUAGAGAGACAAUGUUCUAUCAUGAGUAUCUAUUUUCAUCCAAACGAGGACGUCCCGACUAGAAAGAAAAAUGACUUCAAACCUGUGUUGACCAACUCUUCAAAAGCAGCAGUUCCCGCAGUUGGCCCACUUACCUGCGUGUUCUGUGGUGGUAAGCACGAUAAUGACAAAUGCUCUAUACUUCGGAAAGCUGAUAUUUCCGAAAGGUGGAAAAUGGUAUGUGAGAAAAAGCUAUGCUUUUCUUGUUUCAAACGACAUCAACUUAAAUUUUGUAAAUCUAAAAGAGCUUGUAGUAUAAACGGUUGUAAGCUGUACCAUCACCGUCUCUUACAUAACUCCAAUCUUGAAAGACCUCCAAUGAAAAGAAAUGAGGGAGAGUUAAAAUCUAGAGAUGAAGUAAUCGGUAAUCAUUUUGAGAAUAACAUAUCAAACCGUGUUUUGCUUCGUGUUUGUCCUGUCACGUUGUACGGUCCCAAGUCCCAGGUAGAUACUUAUGCCCUUUUAGACGACGGCUCGACUGUAUCACUUCUGGAUUCAUCAAUUGCCGAUGAACUUGGUAUCCAGGGUGAGAUUCUUCCUUUGACAACAUGUUGGUCUAACAACACAAGACACUUUGAAUCUCAAUCAAAGAGAAUAGAUUUAAAAAUAAAAGGAUUUUACGAGGAUGAAAUCUUUACAUUGAAAGGGGUCAGAACUCAGUCCACUUUAGAGUUACCACACCAACAAAUAGACAGUGUCAAAUUGAGGAAAAACUGGCCACACUUAGACUCUAUCAACCAACCUCUUCCAAUAGCGAGUGUCAGGCCCACUCUCUUGAUAGGCCAAGACAACUGUAAUCUUAUUCUAACCCGUAAGAUUAUUGAAGGUCCUACUAACGCCCCAGUACUGUCAUGGUGCCUUCUUGGUUGGACUCUACAUGGGAAGUGUGCACAAUUCAGAGAUCGUGUGGAUGAGAAUUUUACCCUACUCUCAUAUGAAGAAUCUUCGCUUCAUGACAUGGUAAAGAAAUCCUUUGAAUUAGAGAAAUAUGGAGAAACAAGAUCAAACAACCUGAAAUUGUCCAUAGAAGAAGAACGUGGAGUAUCGAUCCUUGAGGAUACCAUAAAGAAAACAGGAGAUCAUUACGAAGUUGGUCUUUUAUGGAAAGAUGACGAAUUUAAUUUUCCUCCAAGCUAUGACAAUGCUCAUAGAAGAUUAAAUACUCUUGAAAAGAAAAUGGAAAGAAAUCUCGAAUUUAAAGAAGCUUACACAACCAAGAUUGACGAAUACAUGGAAAAAGGUUAUAUUAGAAAACUCAGCCCUGAAAAAGCUGCUAUCAUAACAGGUCGAACAUACUAUCUACCCCACUUUGGAGUAUCGAACCCGAACAAACCUAACAAAAUAAGAUUGGUUUUCGAUGCUGCUGCUAAAUCUCAUGGAGUCUCGUUCAAUGAUGCACUACUCAGCGGCCCUGACUAUUUGAAUCCAUUGCCAUCUGUGCUGUUGAAAUUCCGGUUGGGGAAAUUUGCCAUCGUGGGAGAUAUAAGGGAGAUGUUUCACCAAGUAAAUAUAAGAGAUGAAGAUGUUGACUCACAAAGAUUUCUGUGGCGAAAAGACAAAACCAAACCCCCAGAUACCUACAUAAUGAAAGCGAUGACCUUCGGAGCAACAUGUUCACCAAGCUCUGCACUGUUUGUUGUAAACCACAACGCAAGACAGUUUCAAUCUUUGUAUCCUGAAGCUAGUAAUUCCAUACUGACUAAAGAAUAUAUGGACGACCUGCUAGAUUCAACCGACACAGAAGAGGAAGCUAAACGACGUGUUCAAGAAAUAAUUGAGAUACAUAGAGCUGGAGGAUUCCAAAUUUGUAACUGGAUGUCUAAUUCAAAACAAGUACUUUCGAAAAUUCCUGAAAACCUGAAAGCCAGCCAAGCCAAACAUUUGAUGCCCGAUACUCGACUUCCUACAGAACGAGUACUUGGAUUAUGGUGGGACGCUGAAUCUGACUGCUUUGUGUUUCAUCGCAAUGUCGAAAAACUUGAAUUUCUCGAAUCCGAGUAUCCGACGAAACGAGAGAUUCUUAAAGCAGCUAUGUCAAUUUUCGAUCCUCUAGGUCUCAUUACCCCAACCACAGUUAAAGGGAGACUACUGGUUCAAGAUAUAUGGAGAACAAAACUAGGUUGGGAUGAUGUUGUGACACCUGAACUUAGUCUGAAGUGGAAAGCUUGGAUGGAUGAGGUCAAAAGUCUUCGAACACUGAAAAUACAAAGGUGCUACUUCAACACACGAGUCAGUGACUCAGUUGAACUUCACAUAUUUGUUGACGCAAGUGAAGAAGCUUUUGCUGCAACUGCAUAUCUGCGUCAGGAGAACAAAGACACUUACGAAACGACAUUGAUCAUGUCACGUGCCAAAGUGGCACCCAUCAAGAACCUGACUAUACCUAGACUGGAACUCCAAGCUGCCGUUUUAGGGUGUAGAGUAGCUUCUGCUGCCGAGCGAGAUUUGGGCGUUUCAAUCCAAAAGAAAACGUAUUGGUCUGAUUCUCAAACAGUCCUACACUGGAUUAAGUCAGAUCCAAAAAACUAUAAACAGUUUGUCUAUAAUAGAAUUGGAGAAAUCCAAGAAUUUUCUUCGGCAGAAGACUGGAAAUGGGUCCCGACAAAAUUGAACCCUGCCGACUAUGCGACUAGAAGCAUGAAAAGGUUCAAUUCUGACAUUCAAAACACAUGGCUCCAUGGUCCCCAAUUUCUAUCUUUAAACUGUGAACACUGGCCCGCACAACCACCGAACCUACAAGUAAAAGAAGACCAUGAAGCGAAACGCCAGUUUACCGGCUUACAUGCAGAUGUCGAAGCAAAACUAAUUGACAUUUCAAAGUUUUCAUCAUGGGAGAAACCGACUAGAAUUGUUGCUUGGAUUUUGAGAUAUGUCAAUAACUUAAAAUCGAGGUGCAAAUCAAACGACAAAACUCAACUUCGAUUUGGAGCAAUAGACUACAACAGCAUCGUUGAGCUGGAACCUAAAGAACUGAAAGCUGCCGAAGAAAUUCUUUUAAAAUCUGCACAGGAUGAAACCUUUGGUGAAGAAAGGAAACUUUUGAUGAGAAAGAAGUCUAUUCCGAAGUCAAGCCGCAUUUAUUCAUUCUCUCCAUAUUUGGAUUGUAACAACAUUUUAAGAAUGUCAUCAAGAACCUCAAACUCACCCGAACUGACAGAAGAUCAGAAAAAUCUUAUAAUAUUGGAUGGCCGACACUUUACUUCGAGAUUGAUAGGACAAAUGUAUCAUAACGAAUGUUUCCAUCAAGGUCUCGAGACAGUUGGGUGCAAGAUAAGAGAAAAAUUCUGGAUAACAAAUCUACGACCACUUCUAAAGAAAAUUAAGAAAGAAUGCAUGAGGUGCAGAUUGAAUUGUGCGAAGCCUGUUCCCCCUCAAAUGGCGCCUCUACCAGCAUUCAGAGUAACAAGAACUAGCCACCCGUUCUUCUACACUGGAGUAGAUUACUUCGGACCGAUAGAAGUAACUGUAGGGAGGAGACACGAGAAACGUUGGGGAGUUUUGUUCACAUGUUUGACAACUAGAGCUGUCCACUUGGAAGUUGCACAUUCUUUGAACACAGAAAGUUGUAUCAUGGCAAUCCAACGUUUCAUUAGCCGAAGACCCUGUCCAUCGGAGAUGUUCUCGGACAAUGGGACAAACUUUGUUGGCAGUGACAAAGAGCUCAGGAAUGCUACUAAGUGUUUAAACAAUGUCCACAUUCAGAGGAUCAUAUCCAGACAAGGUAUCAAAUGGAACUUUAUUCCUCCUCGAGCCCCACAUAUGGGCGGUUGCUGGGAGAGACUCAUCAGAUCAGUUAAAACCGCAUUAAAAUUUGUCAUGCAUUCCCAGUAUCCUAAGGAUGAAGAACUUCGAACCUUUCUUGUUCGAAUAGAAUUUAUCCUCAAUUCAAGACCACUGACUAAUGUACCAAUUGACCCACUCGAUCCGGACCCGCUCACUCCAAACCAUUUUCUUAGAGAAGCCUUCAAAAUAGAUAUCAAUGAAGACAAACUUUGCAGAAGGCAGCUAACUCGAGUUAAAACCCUUUUGGACAACUUUUGGAAAAGGUGGAUUCACGAGUAUUUACCCUGCUUGACAAGGAGGUGCAAAUGGCAUAAAAGAACUGUUCCGCCUGAAGUCGACGACUUGGCAAUAAUCAUAGACGAAGACAAUGCACGUAACACCUGGCCCCUUGGAAGAAUAUCUGCCCUAUACCCCGGUCGAGAUGGACAAGUAAGAGUUGUUGACAUCACAACACCAAAGGGUACUUUUCGGCGUCCGAUGACAAAAAUUGCCAUUCUACCUGAGGAGGGGAAAGAUGUUAAUGACUAG
Macrosteles quadrilineatus (aster leafhopper) is the source of this 5499-nucleotide messenger RNA. RefSeq lists its product as uncharacterized. Gene Ontology annotation, molecular function: nucleic acid binding. Gene Ontology annotation, biological process: DNA integration. Lineage: Eukaryota; Metazoa; Arthropoda; Insecta; Hemiptera; Cicadellidae. The transcript has a single exon. The coding region runs from base 1 to 5499 and encodes 1832 amino acids. The record is from RefSeq and is a predicted model, not a curated record.